This is a messenger RNA of Heterostelium album PN500, 105 nucleotides long. RefSeq lists its product as uncharacterized. The record is from RefSeq and is a predicted model, not a curated record. The transcript has 3 exons. Bases 1 to 105 code for a protein of 34 amino acids. Lineage: Eukaryota; Evosea; Eumycetozoa; Acytosteliales; Acytosteliaceae.
AUGUUAGAAGAUAUUCAAUCAACACCUCUUACAAAUCUCUCAAUGCAUUCAGUAAUGUGUGUAUACAUUAUAUUAAAAUCAUGUGAAAAAGCAUCGACCAACUAA